Molecule: messenger RNA, 827 nt
Organism: Linum tenue
Lineage: Eukaryota; Viridiplantae; Streptophyta; Magnoliopsida; Malpighiales; Linaceae
Source: the annotation of a GenBank genome assembly
GUUUGUUCCUCUCGCCAAUCGCCACUGUCCACUCCAGCGAAAGCUUCCUAGGUUUUCAGCUGCUUUCUCGCCGCCAUCUACCAUGGCCAAGAGAACCAAGAAGGUUGGGAUUGUCGGCAAAUACGGCACCCGAUAUGGUGCUAGUUUGAGGAAGCAGAUCAAGAAGAUGGAGGUGAGCCAGCACAGGAAGUACUUCUGUGAGUUCUGCGGCAAGGAUGCUGUCAAGAGAAAGGCUGUUGGUAUCUGGGGAUGCAAGGACUGUGGCAAGGUGAAAGCUGGAGGCGCUUACACCAUGAAUACUGCGAGUGCUGUGACCGUGAGGAGCACCAUCCGCCGUUUGAGGGAGGCAACCGAGAGUUAGAUGUCGUGUUUGAGUCGUCUUGCUCUGUUACUGUUAUGGGAUUUUGAUAUCGUCGUAUUAGUUGCAAACAAUGCCGUUGUUGCAUUUCUGGUUUGUUUACUUUUGAACCUCGUAGGAUCAAAUGAAAGCUCGGGUUUUUACCUUUUUAGUACUGUUCUAGAGGUGUGGAUUCAUUGUAGUCACCACUGAGUUCGUUCCUCCAGAUAGUUCCUUAGUCGUUACUGCAAAUGUGGGAUGUGGCUAUACAAGACAUUUUCGUUAUCUACGCUACAUUGAUUUUCAGCCAUAUUUCUCAUGUAUGGUUUCUCUUCCCUCUGUUGCCAUAAUAAUGUAUGUGUUGAAACUGAAAUCGGCUACCGUGCUUCUGUUGAGCACUUAAAUGGCUACACCCUGCUCCAACUUGCAGAUUGAGUGUAAAAAAUCGUUGUAUUCAAGAAUGCGAGAAAGAUGUUACUAUCAAUCAUAA